CCCCUCCUCCAAGCGCAAACUCUGAAACUUUAUAAAGGACAGCGAACUUUAAGAAAGCAAGAUAAAGAACCAUCUCUAAGGUCCGGCUGUAACUUUCUGCUUGUGUGAGGAAUGGGAUACACCCACAGCAAAAAUUCACAUACAGUCGCUCAUUACACAAAGGGAACUAUCAUUCUGUACGUGGAUGCUGUGCGAGAACACUAAAAGAGAAAGAAAAGAGCAAAGCCGGAGAGCUACAAGACAAAAACAGAGUGUGAGGCGUCAAAGCGAAGGAGGAAAGCAGAGGAAGGAAACCAAAAACUGUAAGAAAACAGAGGACAAUUGCUGUGGGCAGAAGAAAGAAUGAGGAAGGCAAAGCAUGGAGACUGAAAGGAGAGACUGACGGCUGAAUGAUAGACAAGAAAGAGACAGAAGAACUAUGUUGGGAAACAUCUGACCAUUUUACCUCACACCCCGUUGACUUUUUAUUGUGCUUCAUUUAUUUUCACAUGCUGGAAUUCGGUGGGAUGUGGUCACAAGGACCUGUGUACGAGAUGAUUGAGCUGAAGACUCUACAGCCAUGCAAUGGACAAGACCUGACCCAAAGUGGUGGGCACCGCUUGGAACGCACCAACGCAGUCAGGAUCCCGCCAGGCAGGACUCCUCCAGUUUUGCAGCGAAGUCUUCGCAGGAGAGUUCUUGGAGGGGUAAAAGACAACCCACCUGGAAGGGUGGGAGAGGGACACUACUUCAAACCUACCACCCACACUCAAUACACCUGGUGUGACCUCUGCGGUGACUUCAUAUGGGGCAUGUACAGGAAAAGCCUAUGCUGCGUUUACUGCAGUUUUACGUGUCACUAUCGCUGCCGUGCCCUCAUCCGAUUAGACUGCAGCAGAAGAACAGACUUAGAGACAGACAAUGAUUCUGGGCAAGAGACUGCAUGGGAAAAAGACACUAAUGUGGACGAGAAGCCUGAAAAGGAACCGCCGGCCCUGAGCCAGAAAGAAAUCGAACAGAAGAUAAAGCAUUAUAACUCGCAGAUAAAGAGUAACCUCUUCAUGAGUCUGAACAAGGACGGAUCCUACACCGGAUUUAUCAAAGUUCAGUUGAAACUUGUGCGGCCGGUUUCUGUCCCUGCCUCUAAAAAACCAUCAACCGUGCACGACCGGAGAAGUGCCGGCAAGUCCCAGCCCGUGAAGCGCAGGACUUCUUUUUACCUCCCAAAGGACGCCUCCAAACACCUGCAUCUGAGCUCGCGCACGCCCGCCAGCGAAGUCAUCCAGGCUCUCCUGCGCAAGUUCACCGUGCUUGACAACCCUCGGAAGUUUGCCCUGUUUCAGCGGACGGACAAGGACGGGCAGGUGUGCUUGAGAAAGUUAUCUGAUGACGAGGAGCCUUUGAGGCUGCGGCUGCUCUCUGGACCUUGUGAGAAGACGCUAAGCUUUGUCCUGAAGGAGAAUGAGACUGGAGAAGUUAAUUGGGACGCUUUUAGCAUGCCAGAGCUGCAGAAUUUCCUGCGCAUCCUCCAGCGGGAGGAAGAAGAACACGUGAGACAAAUCAUACAGCGCUACGACCGCUGUCGGCAGAAGAUGCAGGAGACGCUGGCGCUGCAUACACCUGGCUGAAGCUCAUCUUACUCCGACAAGGAAAAGCGAGCAUGAAGCCAGCGAGACUGAUCCCGAAGACGCGAGCAUUGUAUGACUGAAGACUGAGUGUGGGUUGAAGAACUCCCCCCCUCCGGAGUGCAGGGGCAGAUCAACCCCCCUAGGAGAGAUGUGAGUGAGCAGAAGAGUGCGUGUCUGCGUGGGACAGGAGGAGGUGCAUCUAUGGCUGAGUGAGAUGCACGAUGUGCGAGAGACCUGAAAGUGAUACGAAGUUAUUAAGUGUCACUUAAUGGAGGACUGACAGCUGUGAAGCUGAUACAAGAAGAGCAAUUAUUUUUGUGUUUAGAGCUUUGUUUUGUUUGUUUCUAUUUGUUUGUUUUUUUUCCUUUCCUUUUUGUUUGUGUCAUCUUCUGGCUUUGAUGAGCCUGUGAUAGACUUUGAUAAGUAAAUCUAGAAUUCUAAUAUCUGAAGUAUGUCAGUGAAGCACGUUGGAGGUGGUUGUAUGUUGCUCAGAGAUCUUUUUUUGUGUUUUCAUUGUAUAUGGUACACACAUAAAGAUUUUUGCUAUGACAUCA
Messenger RNA from Spea bombifrons (plains spadefoot toad), 2161 nucleotides. RefSeq names its product Ras association domain family member 1 (gene RASSF1). Gene Ontology annotation, cellular component: microtubule cytoskeleton; nucleus. Bases 390 to 1607 code for a protein of 405 amino acids. The record is from RefSeq and is a predicted model, not a curated record. Gene Ontology annotation, biological process: Ras protein signal transduction. NCBI's taxonomy places the organism in Eukaryota, Metazoa, Chordata, Amphibia, Anura, Pelobatidae. The transcript has 6 exons.